GCGCGUGCUUGCGGGCCGGUCACGUGCCCCGCGUGGGGCGUUCCGGGAAGGGCCGGGAGAUGCUGCGGCAGCUGGAGAAGCUCCCGCCGGGACGGGCCCUCGAGUUCCUUCAUAAAACAGUUGAUGGCAUAUGUGGCCGUGCAUAUCCUCGAUACCAGGAUUAUGGCAGUAUUUGGAGCUUGUCGGAGUGGAUGGAGGUUUUAGAAGAAACCGUGACAUAUUUCAAAACUGCAGUUGGCAAAAACAUAUCUGAUGAAGAGGCUGCUCAGCAGAUAAAUGAAUUAAAUUCAAACUAUCAAGAAGCAAUCACAAAAUGUCUAAAAGGCAGAAAGGAAGAAAUCAGGAAUGCGCUAGUGGAAAGAGUAAAUGCAAUCUCUUCUGCUCAGCUGCAGGAUUUUGACUGGCAGUUAAAGCUUGCUCUCUCCAGUGAUAAGAUCUCCGUGCUGCAGAUGCCACUUCUCAAUCUUGAUUUGGAUGUGAGAGAAAAUGGUGAAAUUAAACCAGUUUCUAUAGAGAUGAAUAAGGAGGAGUUGCAAAACCUAAUAAACACUCUGGAAGCUGCUAAUAAGGUUGUCUUGCAACUGAAAUGAUGGAAUUCAAGUCAUUGACAGUAUCUGGUGGUGAUGGCUCCCCGAUUGACUUUAGGGGGGAAAAAAAAAUGUUCUCUGCAAAGCCAGAAGUUGUUGAUACUGUAAAAUACUGAAGUGAGAAGGCUGUUAUGACUUGUGCCCAAAUAAACAAUAAUCUUUUGAUAAAAAUAAUAGAAUCUUGUAUCUGUUUGACCACAAAUAGAAAAAUCCAAUGUACAGUUGCUUUUAGUACUAAAGAUGUAUAGAACUAUGCAAAAACAUCACUUACCUUGUGCCAUGUACAGGUGCCUGGUAAAACCAAGGCUUACUUACAUAAUAUGUUAUCCUUAUCUAAGGUGCCAUGAUAAUGAAGAACAUAAUGGAGUACUUGUAGCAUUAAUGUGUUUAUACUUGUAAAUAGUAAAUAAACACUUGAUUUUGUGUGAA
This is a messenger RNA of Strigops habroptila (Kakapo), 1016 nucleotides long. It is a transcript of the gene COMMD8, whose product is annotated as COMM domain containing 8. Lineage: Eukaryota; Metazoa; Chordata; Aves; Psittaciformes; Psittacidae. The transcript is spliced from 5 exons. The record is from RefSeq and is a predicted model, not a curated record. Bases 60 to 590 code for a protein of 176 amino acids.